Messenger RNA from Anopheles darlingi, 2164 nucleotides. Its product is annotated as pentatricopeptide repeat-containing protein 1, mitochondrial. The transcript has 2 exons. Lineage: Eukaryota; Metazoa; Arthropoda; Insecta; Diptera; Culicidae. The record is from RefSeq and is a predicted model, not a curated record. Bases 74 to 2080 code for a protein of 668 amino acids. Gene Ontology annotation, molecular function: protein binding.
ACAAAAACGCAUGUUCCGCGGAGAAAGAAAUCCGGGUUUUUAGUGAAAUGAUCAAUCGAUUGUAAUUUUCAGAAUGAUAUCCUCGAUCGUUCUAGGCGCAAUACGACGACAGUGUUUGAAUCGUGUUCGUCCGCUUGCUGUUCAGAAACUGGUCCAAGGACGAGAUUUCUGCGCGGCUCCACUAUCGGGACACGGAAAACGCCGGCCCAGAGAUGAUUUUUCGGUGCUCAGCGAGGCACACCUGAAUCCGGAUCAUUUCGGGACACUCUCACCGCAGGUCGAAGAACCGGAAAUCCCGGACGAGGGUGAUCUUCGCGAGGAGGAGUUCCUCCAGAAUCCACCAUCCCGGGCACAGAAGCUCUCCGUACGCGAGUAUGCCGAUUUAAUCAAGGAUCACCUCAAAAAUGGACGAAUCCGCGAAGCGCUGGACGUGGUAGAGGUGCGCAUGAAGGAGGAUCGUGUGAAACCGGUCAACUAUCACUUCAACCUACUGAUCGGUGGCUGCGCUCGAGUGGGCUACAGCAAAAAGGCGUUCCAGCUGUUCAACAAAAUGAAACAGCACGGACUGAAGGUUACGGGUGGCACGUACACCUCACUGUUCAACGCCUGUGCGAUGUCCCCCUUUCUGGCCGAUGGAUUGAGCCGCGCCAACCACUUGCGCGAGGUAAUGCUGGAGAAGGGCUACGAACCGAACGGAUCGAACUAUAAUGCCAUGAUCAAGGCGUACGGCCGGUGUGGCGAUCUGAAGACGGCUUUCCAGUUGGCUGAUGAGAUGGUCGUCUCGGGAAUGACGAUCGAAACGGCCACGUUCAACUUUCUGCUCCAGGCUUGUAUCAGUGAUCGCGAGUACGGAUUCCGGCACGCGCUGCUAGUGUGGCAUCGGAUGCACCGCAUGAAAGUAUUGCCCGAUCGAUAUUCGUUCAAUCUGCUGCUGCGCUGCGUACGAGACUGCCAGUUGGGCGAUCUAGAGACGACGCAACAGUUGAUCGAACAAAUUCUGCGCGACAGUAUCGGGGAAAGCGAGAAGAGAACGAAACUGUUGCCAUCAGGAGAUGAAGGCAAGCUGGAACUGGCGGAGCACGAGGCGGGACAGACACUAGUGGAGACAAGCGAUGGUGAGCUAAGUGAACGUCUGCUACAUGAAGGUGUUCCGGAUCUCCUUUCACCCAAACCACACCUCGGAAGUUUAGUGAAGCUAGGUGAGGUACGAAAGCCCGAGGAUCGAUUACUGUUGCUCGGUGGCACUGGGAAAAUUUUCUCCGAGAUGGAACGGUGUGGCGUUGAACCGGACAUUCGCUCACUGACCGAGCUGUUGGAUGUGAUUCCUCCAACGUAUGCCGCCGAAAAGCAGCUGCUAACGAUAAUCAAGCAACGGAAACUACGUUGUGAUGUGGACUUCUUCAACAUCCUCAUCAAGAAGCGAUCGAUGCGAUUCGAUUACGAUGGCGCAAAGGAUGUUCUGCACAUGAUAGAGGCAGCCAAUCUCGAACCGGAUAUCGUCACGUACGGUGUGCUGGCCCUUGGCUGCCAGACCCAAGAGGAAGCACGCUCACUAAUGAAAAUGAUGCAGGAUGCUGACGUGCGCAUCAACAUCGAGAUACUCGGUGCCAUGUUACGGCAAGGUUGCGCCAGACAAAAUUUCCGCUACAUCACGGAAGUCCUGAACAUCGUAAAGCGGGAGCGGUUAAAGCCGAACGAACACUUUCUUCGCCAUCUCGAGUCCUUCGCCAAGGAAUGUGAAAAGCGCGACCGUGAGUACGAUGCAAAACCCCGCAAGAAGGGCCGGGAGGAGUUCAAGAUGGAGUACAAUCGCUACCGGAUGCAGCUAGACGCCUGGAGGGAACAUAUGGGAUUGCAUGGGCUUGCGUUGGAUCGAGCGCUUGGGAUCGUGCGCGAUCAUCCGUGGGAACAGUUCAAACAACCGCAGGCCGAUGGAUUUGAGGCGGUGAAGAAUCCAAAGUUACGUCACAAAACGAAAAAACAGCAUCAGAUUCGACAGGUCGUUCUCGAUACGAUGCCCGAGGCGAAACCUCAGGUGACUGACGGUAGCGUUAAGCCAGACGUCCGGUUAGUACAUUGAUUGUGAUCUCCAAUAAAGGUGUCUAGUAGAUUACGUGUAAAACUGUAAUAGCUACAAACUACAGUAGAACGUUAUCGUUUUUGU